Molecule: messenger RNA, 3143 nt
Organism: Rubroshorea leprosula
Lineage: Eukaryota; Viridiplantae; Streptophyta; Magnoliopsida; Malvales; Dipterocarpaceae
Source: the annotation of a GenBank genome assembly
GAAAAAGGAAAAUGACCAGGAUCCGAAACCCGAGAGCACCGCUGUUCGCACAAAAUUUUUGCUCUCCAUCGAUGGUCUGUUGGAUCACCAAUCUUCUCUUCUCUAGCUCCGAUUUCAGUGGUGUUGCUGGAAAAAGAGGAUGGAGAUGGGAACUUUGAUUGUUAGGGAAAUGGUGAUUAACGAUUUUCGAUUUCUGGGUGUCAAACAGGAAAGUAGAAUGUAUUGUGGGUUGGGUUUUGACUUAGGUUUUGAGACAAAUUUCUGUAAUUUGUUUGAUCGAGCUAUUGCAUUGGUGAACUGGUGAUGAUUGUCUGAUUUCGAGCUGUAAGGUGCAGGUUCUGGUGUUGGGUAUGGUAAUUAGGGUGUGUCAACAAUAUGACAAUGAAUGAGCGGAAGACGAUUGACCUUGAACAAGGAUGGGAAUUCAUGCAGAAAGGGAUCACAAAGGUGAAAAAUAUCCUGGAAGGAUUGCCGGAACAACAGUUCAGCUCUGAGGACCGCAUAAUGCUCUACACAACUAUCUAUAACAUGUGUACACAAAAGCCGCCUCAUGAUUAUUCCCAGCAGUUGUAUGAAAAGUACAGAGAGUCUUUUGACGAAUACAUCACAUCAACGGUGCUGCCAUCUCUAGGAGAGAAGCAUGAUGAAUUUAUGUUGAGAGAACUCGUUAAAAGGUGGGCCAACCAUAAACUGAUGGUUAGGUGGCUUUCUCGUUUCUUCUAUUAUCUUGAUCGCUACUUCAUUGCUCGGAGGUCAUUGCCUCCCCUUAAUGAAGUUGGACUCACCCGUUUCCGUGAGCUGGUCUACCAAAAUCUAAAUGGAAAAGUGAGGGAUGCUGUAAUUUCUCUUAUUGAUCAAGAACGAGAGGGCGAGCAAAUUGACCGAUCAUUAUUGAAGAAUGUUUUAGAUAUCUUUGUUGAAAUAGGGAUGGGCCAGAUGUAUUGCUAUGAAGGUGAUUUUGAAGCCACUAUGCUUAAAGAUACCGCUGCCUACUAUUCACGGAAAGCUACAAGUUGGAUUCUGCAAGAUUCUUGUCCGGAUUAUAUGCUGAAAGCUGAGGACUGUCUAAAACGGGAGAAAGAUAGAGUUUCUUAUUACUUGCAUUCUAGCAGUGAGCCAAAGUUACUUGAGAAAGUUCAACAUGAGUUGUUGUCUGUUUAUGCAACCCAACUUCUUGAGAAGGAACACUCUGGGUGCCAUGCAUUGCUAAGAGAUGACAAGGUGGAGGAUUUGUCAAGAAUGUUUAGACUCUUUUCUAAAAUUCCUCGAGGCUUGGAUCCCAUUUCUAGCAUUUUUAAACAGCACGUUACUGCUGAAGGUACAGCAUUGGUUAAACAAGCAGAGGAUGCUGCAAGCAACAAAAAGGCUGAUAAGAGGGACGUGCUUGGUAUGCAGGAGCAGGUUUUUGUAAGAAAAGUUAUUGAGCUGCAUGACAAAUACCUUGCCUACGUGAAUGAUUGUUUCCAGAAUCACUCUCUUUUUCAUAAGGCUCUCAAGGAGGCUUUUGAAGUAUUUUGCAACAAGGGUGUUGCUGGGAGCUCAACUGCAGAGCUUUUAGCCACUUUUUGUGAUAAUAUUCUUAAGAAGGGAGGAAGUGAAAAACUAAGUGAUGAAGCAAUUGAAGAAACACUCGAGAAGGUAGUAAAGCUGCUUGCUUAUAUCAGUGACAAGGACUUGUUUGCAGAAUUCUAUAGGAAAAAGCUUGCUCGGAGGCUUCUUUUUGAUAAGAGUGCUAAUGAUGACCAUGAGAGAAGUAUUUUGACAAAGCUGAAGCAGCAAUGUGGGGGUCAGUUCACUUCAAAGAUGGAGGGAAUGGUUACAGAUUUAACAUUGGCAAGAGAAAACCAGACGAGUUUUGAGGAGUAUCUUAGCAAUAAUCCAAAUGCAAAUCCAGGGAUUGACUUGAGUGUGACUGUUCUGACUACGGGAUUCUGGCCUAGUUACAAAUCUUUUGAUCUGAACCUUCCAGCAGAAAUGGUUAAGUGUGUUGAAGUUUUCAGGGAUUUCUAUGAAACAAAAACCAAGCAUAGAAAACUUACAUGGAUAUAUUCAUUGGGGACCUGUAACCUUAUUGGGAAAUUCGAACCCAAAACGAUGGAGCUAAUUGUCACAACUUACCAGGCCUCUGCCUUGCUGCUAUUUAAUUCUUCAGAUAGGCUGAGUUAUUCAGAGAUCAUGACUCAGUUAAACCUGUCUGAUGAUGAUGUCGUUAGGCUUCUGCACUCAUUAUCAGGUUUAAAGUAUAAAAUUCUUAACAAGGAGCCAAACACAAAAACUAUUGCUCCCACUGAUUACUUUGAGUUCAACUCCAAGUUCACCAACAAAAUGCGAAGGAUCAAAAUUCCUCUACCCCCAGUGGAUGAGAAGAAGAAGGUAAUCGAAGAUGUUGACAAGGAUAGACGGUAUGCCAUCGAUGCCUCAAUAGUGCGGACAAUGAAGAGCCGAAAGGUUUUGGGUCAUCAACAGUUGGUUCUGGAAUGUGUUGAGCAGUUGGGCCGCAAGUUCAAGCCUGAUUUCAAGGCAAUUAAAAAGCGGAUUGAAGAUCUGAUAACACGAGACUAUCUUGAGAGGGACAAGGAUAAUCCUAAUAUAUUCCGGUACUUGGCAUGAUGUGCGGCUCAGUCCAUCAUCCAAAUGAAGUGAUGAUUGUUGCUAUCGCAUGAAGCACUGAAAAAUGUCCAAGUAUCUUGGCAGAAGCAGUGCAAGUAAUACCGAGAUGCCAUCAGGUUAGAGCUUACUUUGGUGGUAGCUUUAGCAGAAUCUAAGAUGCUAUGCUUGUACAUUUGUGCUGGGAUUCAGGGAUGCCAACUUCUAUGAUCUAUAAAAUCAUGACGGAGAAAUAGUAAUUUGCUUCAUAAUGUGGUUCUGUGGGGGCACAUACCAUCUUGUAUCUGUUAUCGUAUCACUGCAAGAUCAUUUCACAACCAAGGCAAUCAGCCACUGCUUGUUGUGCUAGUGUUUUUCUAAUCCCUUCUUCUUUCAACUCUGCCCCAUUGGAAGAGGAAAAAUGUGUAAUUUAGUUUUAUUUGUAUGAGUGGUCAUUUCAGCCAAGAAUGGAAGUAUUAUUGGGGUGGUCUUCCUGAAUGCAAAAGCCUUGGCAUGGUGUUUUAAGAAUUUUCCUGCAAUAUAUUUUCCUUUAUUUG